Molecule: messenger RNA, 1383 nt
Organism: Aureobasidium uvarum
Lineage: Eukaryota; Fungi; Ascomycota; Dothideomycetes; Dothideales; Saccotheciaceae
Source: the annotation of a GenBank genome assembly
AACUUACCAGUCAUGCGCUACUCGAUUGCAAGCUUUGCCUUGCUUGCUGGAUUGACAGCUGCCGUCGACCCUGUCGAAGUACGCGGACAAGACUUUGUCAACUCAGUCAGUGGUGACAGAUUCGUUGUCGUUGGCGUCGAUUAUCAGCCUGGUGGUCAAGGAGCCAUCUCAGCAAACAACGAUCAAGAUGUUCUCAGUGAUGCCGAAGCUUGUACUCGUGAUGCAGCUCUGAUGCAGAGUCUCGGGGUCAACACGAUCCGAAGCUACAAUACCCUCAACCACGACGAAUGCAUGUCGAUCUUCAACGGUGUAGGAAUCUAUGUCAUUCUCGACGUCAACACUCCUCUAUAUGGACAACAUAUCGAUCGCAGUAACCCUGCGAGCACAUACACUCGCGAGUACAUGGAGCACGUCUUUACAGUUAUUGAGGCAUUUAAGAGCUAUCCCAAUCUGUUGGGUUUCUUUGGAGGCAACGAGAUCAUCAACGACUUGGAAACAGCCGACGAGAACCCUUCCUACAUGAGAGCAGUCCAGCGCGACAUGAAGGAUUAUAUCGCUGCUCGUGCAGACAGACCUAUUCCUGUUGGAUAUUCAGCUGCCGACGUCAGAGAGUUCACCGAAGACACCUACAACUACUUGGCCUGUGAUAACGGAGAUUCAAGUGCUUCUGACUUCUUCGGGCUGAACUCUUAUUCAUGCUUCGAGACAGCUGAGUAUGACGUGCUCGUUGAGAUGUUCUCCAAUGCCUCUAUACCAGUCUUUUUCUCCGAGUAUGGAUGCAACGAUCCUAGCCCUCGUGUCUUCGAAGAGGUUGAGGCGUUGUACAGCCCCCGGAUGACUGUCAUGUCAGGAGGAUUGAACAACUAUGGUCUUGUCGACAUCUCCUCUAACGGAUCUGUCCAACUGCGAUCAGACUACAACAGUCUUCAGGAACAAUACAGCCGCAUCAAUGUCACACUUCUUGAAGCUAGCAAUGACACUGCGACUGCAAUCAUCGCCCCUCGCUGCUCUUCCGACUUGAUCCAAGCAGACGACUUCAGCGAUGAAUUCGACAUUCCUUCUCGCCCCAGCGGUGUCGAUGCUUUGAUCUCAUCAGGCAUUUCCAAUCCACCUACCGGUGCUCUCGUUUCCGUCACCGCAACCGCAGUCGCACUUCCCGUUUACGGUGUCGGUGGCGCGUCCAUGAGUAACCUCGUCAUCACACCGACCAACGAAGCAAACCACCCGGUUGGCACCGCAAGCAGAACCUCCAGCAGAUCGGGAACUGCUUCUGGCUCUUCGACAUCCACUGGGGCUUCCGCUGGCGCAACCCAGAGUGGUGCUGCUCACCGUCUGUCUGGUGCUGUUAUUCUUGCUCUUGGUGCUGCUGUCUUUGCUUUGUAG